UCUUCUUCCUCCUCUGCAAACCCUAUCCACUCCACUCCAUUACUCUCUCUCUCUCUCUCUCUCUCUCUCUCUCCCCGGAGCCUCCGCUUACGGUUGAUGGACAGCCGCCUCCUCCCUCGCUCCCCUCCGACGCCGCCGUUCCUGCGCCCCGCGCUGAGGCCCCCCGCCGGCCGCGGGCUCUCGAUCGCCUCCGGCCGCGGCGGUCGCCACCCGCCGCGCCCGCGGCGAUCGCUGGCCGUCGUCGCCGGCGCGAGCCGCUGCGAGUCGAGCAGCCUGAACACGCCCCUGGUGCCGGAGUCGGCGGCGGGGCGGUACCUGACCCGGGUGCUGCAGAACCAGCGGCAGCUGUUCCACGUCGCCGUGGCGGAGGAGCUGAAGCAGCUGGCCGACGACCGCGACGCGGCGGUCUCGCGGGUGCUGCUCAGCGCCGGCUCCGAUGAAGCGUGCCUCCACAGGAGGAUUGCAGAAAUCAAAGAGCGUGAUCGUCAAGUUGCUAUCAAAGAUGUUAUGUACAUGCUUAUACUUUACAAGUUCUCAGAGAUCAGAGUUCAUUUGGUCCCUAAGCUUUCCAGAUGCAUUUACAAUGGCAGACUAGAGAUAUGGCCUGCAAAAGACUGGGAAUUAGAAUCCAUUCACGGCAUCGAUGUUUUGGAGAUGAUAAAAGAGCACGUUUCUGCUGUCAUUGGCCUGAGAGCAGAUUCUAGUGUUACAGACAACUGGGCGACUACUCACAUUCAACGACUCCAACUUGGCCAACUUUAUGCAGCCUCUGUUUUAUAUGGUUACUUCUUGAAAUCUGCUUCUUUGAGGCACGAUCUCGAGUGUAGUCUAACUUUAUCUCACCAGGGACACCGCGUCUUCCACAGGAACUCCCUUCAGUCUCCGAAAAUUUGGCCAUAUGGGUGGAACAAGCUUGUUUGUGGUCGUGCUAGCAAUGAUAAGCUGUCUUUAGGCCAAGCGUCAAUUCAAGAUAGAAACCAUGAAAAGUUGAGAUGUUAUGUGAUGGGGUUUGACCCCGAGACCUUGCAGAGAUGUGCAAAAGUCAGAUCCAGGGAAGCCAUUGAUCUAAUCGAGAAGCAUAGCUGUGCUCUCUUUGAGGAUGGGAAGAUGGGUUUGAUCAGUAGUGAUGACGUCAUACUUACCUCAUUUUCAAGCCUAAAGAGGUUGGUUUUGGAGGCUGUUGCGUUUGGUUCCUUUCUUUGGGAUGUAGAAGAGCAUGUCGAUACUGUUUAUAAGCUCAAUGAUAACUGACGGAAGGAGGCGGGGGUACAGAACACCAAGUGGGAUCUAUCUCUGUCAGUCACCGGUGUAUAUAAGAGCUCGACUAGAAGCGCGAAUUGUCCGGUUCACUCUUGUACAUAGGAGUUUCAGGUAUGCAAAUCCACGUUCUCUUCUGUUUUACAUAAACGGUUUUAAGAGUAUUGUACAGCUUUUAGAUGGUGCAAGCUUUUGUUGCACAUUGUAUAAAGCGGUGAAUAAACUGCUAGUAGAAAUAUCACAUCAAACUUGUUUCCUUUUUAUUUCGUGGACGGAGAUUUUGGACUGCCGAUA
Molecule: messenger RNA, 1551 nt
Organism: Syzygium oleosum
Lineage: Eukaryota; Viridiplantae; Streptophyta; Magnoliopsida; Myrtales; Myrtaceae
Product: UV-B-induced protein At3g17800, chloroplastic
Exons: 2
Coding region: 97-1251 (384 amino acids)
Source: RefSeq, a predicted model, not a curated record